AUGUCUUCUAUAAUUCUUGGCCUCGUCAGCGGCAUCAUAUGUCUUUAUUUUCUGAGAUCUUUCUUAGCUAAAAAGAAGGCGCUUGGGCCACUCCCUCCUGGUCCCCAGCCAAAACCGAUUAUUGGGAAUCUAUGGGAUCUUCCAUCGCAGGGCACUCGGGACUGGUUGCACUGGUUAAAGCACAAAGAUCUCUAUGGCCCAAUUAGCUCCGUCACCACCUUCGGUCAAACAAUCAUCGUCCUAAACGAAGCGCGUCUGGCAUAUGAACUCUUGGAGAAGCGGUCUGCCAUACACUCGUCUCGACCACCAUGCACCUUUGCCCGCAUGGCCGGCUUCGGCGACAUCAUGACCGUUCUCGAGUACUCUGACCGAUUUCGUACCUCACGUAAAGUGGCACACCAGCAGAUCGGCUCCAAUAGGGCUAUCUCCCGGUUCAAUCACAUCCAGGAUGCGGAGGUUUGUCGGUAUCUUUUGAGGCUGCUUCGGGACCCCGAGAACUGGAUCGAUCAUCUCAGGAAGGAGACAGGUGCGGUUAUAUUGAAAAUCACUUACGGAUACACCGUUGAACCCCAUGCGCGUGACCCUCUGGUUGAUCUUGCGGACGACGCCAUUGGGAAAUUUUCUUCGGCGAUGGUUCCAGGGACUUGGCUGGUGGAUUCUAUUCCUAUUCUGAGAUACUUCCCUUCCUGGGCACCAGGCGGAGGCUGCACACGAGUAGCCGAGAGUUUUCGAACGGCUGCCAAUGAUCUAGUUGAGGUCCCGUAUGCGUUCACAAAGCAGCAAAUGGCCCGAGGGUGCAAUGAGCCGUCCAUCCUUUCGUACUAUCUAGAAGGAGAGAAUAUCCAGCCGGGCUCGGAAGAGGAGCAUCUUGUGAAGUGGGCUACUGGCACUCUUUACGGUGGCGGGUCAGAUACAACAGUCUCCACGAUGAUGUGUGUCUUCCUGACAAUGGCCUUAUAUCCGCAUGUACAACGCAAAGCACAAGAGGAAAUCGACCGGGUCGUCGGAACAUCACGUCUGCCCGGGUUUGAGGACCGCGAGAACCUUCCAUACAUCGAUGCUGUCCUUAAGGAGGCCCUCCGUUGGCAUCCCAUUGCUCCCAUGGGUGUCGCCCACAUGUCUACCGAAGAUGAUAUGCUUGAGGGAUAUCAUAUCCCCAAGGGGGCAAUUAUAUUGGCCAAUAUAUGGGGGUUCGCCCAUGACCCCAACGAAUACCACGACCCAAUGACCUUCAAGCCUGAGCGUUUCCUGAGUGACAACGGCCACACGCCUGAGCAUGAUCCCCAUUUCAUCUCCUUCGGGUUUGGGCGUCGGGUGUGUCCCGGACGAAAUCUAGCAGACUCAAAUCUAUGGCUUACUAUCGCUCGCACUUUGGCUGCCUUCAACAUAGCCAAGCCCAUUCGCAACGGCAAGGAGGUGGAUAUCCAGCCAGAGUUCAAGCCCAUGCUCAUCAGUCAUCCUGAUCCAUUUGAUGUCGACAUUAAGCCUCGUAGUGCAGGUCAUGAGGAGCUGAUUCGGGCUGGUGAGAAGCAGUAUCCUUGGGAGGAGAGCCAUGCGGAGGAAUUGCGGAGGGCAAUUGCCGUAUCGUAG
Messenger RNA from Aspergillus nomiae NRRL 13137, 1590 nucleotides. RefSeq names its product cytochrome P450. Bases 1 to 1590 code for a protein of 529 amino acids. The record is from RefSeq and is a predicted model, not a curated record. The transcript is spliced from 7 exons. NCBI's taxonomy places the organism in Eukaryota, Fungi, Ascomycota, Eurotiomycetes, Eurotiales, Aspergillaceae. Gene Ontology annotation, molecular function: monooxygenase activity; oxidoreductase activity, acting on paired donors, with incorporation or reduction of molecular oxygen; heme binding.